Drosophila innubila is the source of this 1524-nucleotide messenger RNA. It is a transcript of the gene Atg16, whose product is annotated as autophagy-related protein 16. The transcript has 6 exons. The record is from RefSeq and is a predicted model, not a curated record. Gene Ontology annotation, cellular component: autophagosome membrane. Lineage: Eukaryota; Metazoa; Arthropoda; Insecta; Diptera; Drosophilidae. Gene Ontology annotation, biological process: autophagosome assembly. Gene Ontology annotation, molecular function: protein binding. The coding region runs from base 268 to 1509 and encodes 413 amino acids.
ACCUCCACAAUGAGUAACAGCUGUUCGGCAGCGUUAAGCAUUUAUCGUCAGACCACAACAAAUUCUUGAAACAAGAAAACAAAAAACUGUGUCCAAAAGCGGCUUACUGUAAUUAAUUAAAACAAGCUGCGGGUACCGCAAGUUCAACAGUGUGCCAUUGCCAACAUAAAUAUGCCGGCAAAAGGUCUGUGACGACAACAACAACAAGGUGCAGCAAAAUAAAAUUAAGGCGGAGCUCGAGAUUGAGAUUUAGACCUGGCAAGGAAGAUGUCCACGGAGGAGUGUGUGUGGCGGGAACACGUUGUCCGGAGACUGCGACAACGUGAUCGCAAGGAGUGUGAGAACUUUAAGGAGAUAAUUGUGCAAAACAACCGUCUCAUAGAUCAUGUGGCACAACUGAAAUCGGACAAUCUAAAGCUGUCGGUGGAGAAUGAGCAACUACGCAAUGCGGUCUCAACAGGUGGCAGCGGUUCAAAUGUGGCCAUAACAACGCUGGAGAAGAAGCUGCUGGCACAGCAGGAGGAGCUGACGGAUCUGCACAAGCGGAAGGGGGAAAACUCGCAGAUGAUUGUCGACUUAAAUCUUAAAGUGGAGCAGCAAAAGAAGCUCAUUGCCGAAAAGGAGCACAGUCUGUACGAGCAACAAACUGUGAACAAUCGACUGCGAGCUGAAGUGCAGUUGUUGCACUCUAGUUUGGAUGAGCUGAAAAAGUUGAACACAACGCUGCUGGACGAGCACACGGCAUUGCAAUUGGCAUUCAGUUCCCUAGAGGAUAAAAUGCGAAGUGUACAGGAUGAAAAUCGCUGUUUAUUGGAACGUUUAAUGCGUUAUAAGUCAAAAGAUGCUGACAAAUUGAAUGAGGAAAACGAAAGUAUAAUAAGAAAAAGACUGCCGUCAAUUUUCAGAAAACGUUCGGCUAAACUGAAACGCGACCUUGAGGACGCCGUGCGUGAACCGAAUUCACCGAUAAGUCAGACAGUUCCUUCCAUUCCCCACAACAAUAGUGCCGGGCAAUUUGUGGGCAACCCUGUGAGCGACGACGAGUUCGAUGAGGCGUCCAUAAACGGCGCCAUGGAAGCCCUGGGACUCGAUGAUGAGGAGUACAUAAGUGCCAGAUUUUCAGCUGGCGAGGCUAUCCACGAUACAGUGCGCAACUCGGCAAUGUCCAUGGAUACACUCAAGGCAGCUGGUUACCUCGGACAACCGAAUCCAACAAAAAUACUGAUGAAGUUCGAGGCGCACGAGAAUGAAUCGCAUGCUGUGCGUUGGAGUCCCGUGGAACGCCUGGUGGCCACUGGAGGAGCCGACAGAAAAGUCAAACUGUGGGACAUUGGCAAGGGUGGUAAUGAACCCCGUGCUGUGCUAAGUGGCAGUAGUGCGGGCAUUAACUCGGUCGAUUUUGAUUCAACCGGAGCUUAUAUAUUAGGCACAUCUAACGAUUACGGCGCUCGAGUAUGGACCGUGAUGGACAGUCGAUUACGGGUGAGUAUUUAUUUAAAAUAUCGAUAAAACAUUUUUAAACAG